This is a messenger RNA of Ostrinia furnacalis (Asian corn borer), 1581 nucleotides long. RefSeq names its product teyrha-meyrha (gene tey). Lineage: Eukaryota; Metazoa; Arthropoda; Insecta; Lepidoptera; Crambidae. Gene Ontology annotation, biological process: protein ubiquitination. Gene Ontology annotation, molecular function: ubiquitin protein ligase activity. The coding region runs from base 179 to 1213 and encodes 344 amino acids. The record is from RefSeq and is a predicted model, not a curated record. The transcript has 8 exons.
GCAGUCUCCGCGGGUGCUCCGAGUGGUGGUCUCGUGCGCGUCCCGUCCGUGUCCCGGGUCAAGUUCCGUCGGUGCCGUAUCGUGUUUCCCCGUCGCGGAGUGAGAUUUCUUCGACAGUUUCCGUGGGUAGUACAGGCCGGUUCAAAAAUGUUUUCUUGCAUUUAAAUGAGCAACAGCCAUGGAAGGGUUCCUGCACCACAUGGCGCCGCAGUUCCUGCACCCAGCCCUGCAGAGCUUCGGCUGCGGCGCCUUCCGACCGAUAGGGGGCGCCUUCCACCCCCUGUACCCUGGGAAAGCCUUUGCCCGCCAUUUGGGGGAGCAGUACGCCCUUGGCCAAAGCGUUGGACAAGCGCUCAGGAGCGUCCGCGACGAGAGCAGCACGCCGCCGCUGUACCGGCACGCGUACGCCGCGCGCGACGACACCAGCUCGCCCGGCUCGGCCGCGUCCGCCUCGCCGCGGCCCUGCAAGGACGACGAGCCCGCCGCGCCGCCCACUUGCACCGACUCGCACGACUUCUUCUCGGCGGACGGCGAGCGCAAGUCGUCGUGCGGCGUGUGCGGCGCGCGGCUGGGCCCGGGCGUGGCGCAGGCGCACUUUCUCCAGGAGCUGCAGCACCUGUACAGCCUGAGCGCGCUGCCCCGCGACGCUGCUGCGCCGCCCGCGCACUCGUUGCACCACCAGGACGAGGACGCGCGGUGGGAGACAUUUCAGCGCAUCCGAGCGAACCGUCAGCGGCGGCUGAAGCUGCGCACGCGCAAGCGGCACCACACCGUCGAGAGCAUGCUGGGCUACGACCUGGAGGAGGAGCGGCGCGAGGAGCGGCCGCGGGAGCCGCGCGCCUACGACGCCGAGGACGAGCCCGUGGACGUGGAGGGCGACUCGCUGGGCUGGCCCGACGCCGCCAUCAGCGUGGACGAUAAGGAGCAGCGAGGUGACAAGUUGCACUUGAGCUACGCUGAAGACUUGGAGAUAUCGAGCACGAACGACACUAUCCACUCACCCGAGCGUGUUAGGAUCGAGACGCCGAAGCCGCUUUCGCUGGAGUGCACGCCCAAAUCGGACGUGUCCGAGCGUCCGGCCGAGGUGUCCACUUCGGACGCGUGGGCGGCGGCGGGCGCCCCGCCGGACGGCUGGCAGCUGGCGCCGGAGUCCUACGUGCGCCACAAGCUGGACGGCGAGAACCUGCCUUCUUCCACGGACUCGCGGAACUAAACGACUUGAUGCUAGAGAGCUGCUAAGGGUACACGAUGACACAACCAUGCCAUGACCGGUCAAAAUCUAGGGUGUAUCCCAUUUUAUCCAUGGAUAUGUUACUUUACCGACUUGCCAUUUUUAUUCAAACCACUAUUCUCCGCUUACAGGCAUACGGGUUGUCUAGAAGAGAUGGCUUCUUAGCGAUGCGAUAAUACCGCCUAAACUGAAAAUGAAUUUUGGUGGUGUGCAAUGUGCAGUAUUGCUGUUAUGUUUAUUUGUUUCUCAAAAAGUGUUCCUGUUUUACACUGUGUUGCGUACAUCACCUUGUGUGAAGCCAUUUUUUGUGAAUUUGACCAGAGGAUAUACAGGGUGGCCAAAACAGUGAG